GAAUUUAGCAAGGGUGAAAAACAAAGUAGAACUGUAUCACAACACUAAAAUAUUGCCACCGGAUAAAACCACACUACCACCAUGCGUAUAAAAAAGAUAAGAUUCCGGUGAAGAUCCGGAGAAGCCAUGUCAAACACCAAAGGAGACUCCCCGGAAACCAACCGGAACCCUAACAUUCCGCCACCUGAACGCCGUCCUCUUCUCAAAAAAUCCAGAACAAUCGCCGUCUCCGAUUCCACCACUCCUCACUUCCCCGGUCCACUCUUCCCCGCCGUACGCCGCCUCUCCUCCUCCGACGACUCUCACACCUCUCUUCCACCGUCCUCCACCUCCACCUGGUCUCCACGGCGGUCAUUCGACUCCUCCGACAGCUCCAGCACCUCCGCCAGCGACACUUUCUCCGGUCAAACCUUCGGUUUUGCUGAUCGCGAUUAUGUUUAUCCGUCGUUUCUCGGUCCUAACACUACUCGCAACCGUGUCACCGUCGUUAAGCCGUCGGCGUCUAAAUCGCUACGGAAACAACCGCCGGUGUCGUCUCCGUCUCCUUCUCCGGUUCGCAGCGGUUCGAUGCGUAAAAAUAUGGCUGCUGCUGAAGGAAGUGAUGUGGCUUUGGUUCGUUCGAGCGAAACUAGGUCAAGUUCACCGGCGCCGGAGUUAGGUUCUAGAUCGGAGAGAGUUAUUAAGCCGGUGCCGGUUCAAAGUCCGGUUUCUUCGUUGACUUCUUCUUCGUCUAACCUAAUUUCAUCUACUCCUGUGAGGAAAAGUAACAGGAUCAGGAGCUCGUUGAUGCUUAAUUUGGUGGUGGCUAUAUGUUUAGUGAUUGGAUGUUAUGCAAUUAUUUUGCGGAAUGAAGUCACAAAGCUUCAGGAAAAGAAUUCUAAUCUUCUUAGAAUUUGUAGGAUUAAGGACAUUCCUAACACUGCAAGCGCUGACAUUUUGAAGGAUCAGAGUGAGGAUUCGUUAUUGUAUAUUGGCAAUACAGACAGUCGAACCUUUGCUCUGUACAUUGUUUUGUUUACUCUUGUUACACCCUUUGUAUUGUAUAAAUAUCUUGAUUUUCUUCCGCGUAUCAAGAAUAUAUCAAAGCGUGGAAAGAAUAAUAAGGAGGAGGUUCCGUUAAAGAAGAGAAUUGCAUAUAUGGUGGAUGUGUGCUUCUCGAUCUACCCUUAUGCGAAGUUACUUGCCCUUCUGUUUGCAACUAUCUUUCUCAUAGCAUUUGGUGGGCUGGCACUUUACGCUGUCAGUGACGGUAGCCUUGCAGAAUCCCUUUGGCUUUCUUGGUCAUUUGUGGCGGAUUCUGGAAACCAUGCAGAUAGGGUUGGCACCGGACCGAGAAUCGUUUCGGUAUCUAUAAGUUCAGGAGGGAUGCUGAUAUUUGCAAUGAUGCUAGGGCUUGUUUCAGAUGCUAUCUCGGAGAAGGUAGAUUCAUUGCGAAAAGGGAAAAGUGAAGUGAUUGAAAGCAACCACAUACUCAUUCUUGGAUGGAGUGACAAAUUGGGUUCACUUUUAAAGCAGCUGGCAAUAGCAAAUAAGAGCAUCGGUGGCGGUGUUGUUGUUGUUCUGGCUGAGAGAGAUAAGGAGGAGAUGGAAAUGGAUAUAGCAAAACUUGAAUUUAGUUUCAUGGGCACUUCAGUUAUAUGUAGAAGUGGUAGUCCUCUUAUACUUGCGGACUUGAAAAAGGUUUCGGUUUCGAAGGCACGGGCUAUAAUUGUACUCGCAGCAGAUGAAAACGCAGAUCAGAGUGAUGCACGUGCUUUGAGGGUUGUGCUUAGCCUUACUGGAGUAAAAGAGGGGCUGAGGGGUCAUGUUGUCGUUGAGAUGAGUGAUCUCGACAAUGAACCCUUGGUGAAGCUUGUCGGUGGAGAGCUAAUUGAGACCGUGGUUGCACAUGAUGUGAUCGGACGGUUAAUGAUACAGUGUGCUCUGCAGCCUGGCCUUGCACAGAUAUGGGAAGACAUACUGGGGUUCGAAAAUGCCGAGUUCUAUAUCAAAAGGUGGCCCCAGUUGGAUGGUUUGCGGUUUGAAGAUAUACUCGUUUCCUUUCCGGAUGCGAUCCCUUGUGGUGUAAAGGUUGCUUCAGAGGGAGGAAAGAUCAAUAUAAAUCCCCAUGAUGAAUAUAUAUUAAAAGAGGGUGAUGAAAUACUUGUCAUAGCUGAAGAUGAUGACACGUAUUCCCCUGGCCCGUUACCCGAGGUACGAAGAGGCAUCUUCCCGAAAAAAGUGGACCCGCCCAAAUUUCCUGAAAAGAUAUUAUUUUGUGGUUGGCGACGGGAUAUUGAUGAUAUGAUUAUGGUUUUAGAGGCAUUCCUGGCUCCGGGUUCAGAGUUAUGGAUGUUUAAUGAAGUGGUGGAAAAGGAGAGAGAAAGAAAAUUAGUGGAUGGAGGACUUGAUAUUUCGGGUCUUGUUAACAUUAAACUUGUCCAUCGUGUAGGGAAUGCGGUCAUCAAAAAACAUUUGGAGACUCUACCUUUGGAGACGUUUGAUUCUAUUCUGAUUCUUGCAGAUGAAUCUGUAGAAGACUCUAUAGUGCAUUCAGACUCACGAUCUCUAGCCACCCUCCUCCUCAUCCGAGACAUUCAGUCAAAGCGUCUUCCAUCUAAAGACACAAGCUCAACACCGCGUAGUGUUUCUAGUUUUUCUCAUAGCUCGUGGAUUCGUGAGAUGCAGCAAGCUUCUAACAAAUCAAUAAUAAUAAGCGAGAUCUUGGAUUCUCGAACUAGGAAUCUUGUUUCAGUGACCAAGAUUAGUGAUUAUGUGCUGUCAAAUGAGCUUGUGAGCAUGGCUCUAGCAAUGGUAGCUGAAGAUAAACAGAUAAAUCGUGUUCUUGAGGAACUCUUUGCAGAGGAGGGAAACGAGAUGUGUAUAAAGCCAGCAGAAUUCUAUGUGUAUGAUCAAGAAGAAGUCUGUUUUUAUGAAAUCAUGAUCAGGGGACGUGAAAGAAAUGAAAUCGUUAUAGGGUAUCGAUUAGCAACAGCAGAACGCGCGAUAAUAAACCCUGUAGACAAGGAUAAGCUCGUUAAGUGGUCUAGUGAUGACGUUUUUGUUGUCAUCGCCUUCGGUGAAUGAGAACUCACAUGAGCUAUUAAGAUUCACAUAGUAUAGUAAAUACCCCUCGGAAGUGUAAGAAAAAUGACACAUUACUAUCCUUUAUGGCAUUAGCCCUGUCGUGACUCGACUGUCACAAUCACUCAAAGGGGGUGGUUAGCAGUUGGAAGGACCAUUGGUUAGUUUGUAAAGUUUGGGAGUUCACAUGCUGUUAACAUGUUGUAAUGUGCUAACACAAUUGUAAUUCUAAGUGAAUGAUAUUCAUUUUUUUUUUUUUUUUUUUGGCACCGGAAAUUCUUGCUUUACAUUGC
Molecule: messenger RNA, 3356 nt
Organism: Helianthus annuus (common sunflower)
Lineage: Eukaryota; Viridiplantae; Streptophyta; Magnoliopsida; Asterales; Asteraceae
Product: ion channel DMI1
Exons: 10
Coding region: 127-3066 (979 amino acids)
Biological process (GO): monoatomic ion transport
Source: RefSeq, a predicted model, not a curated record